UCUCAGAUGAUAAAGAAUUGAUCUACAACCCAAAUGAAGGAGACCUGGCAGAUUCUACUAAAAUUGUCGUUAGCAAGGAAAUUAAUACUACAUCCUAUAGCCAGUCAGAAAACCCCUCUGACUCAGCCCGAUUAGAUUAUGCUAUCAAGGCGU
Molecule: messenger RNA, 153 nt
Organism: Funneliformis caledonium
Lineage: Eukaryota; Fungi; Glomeromycota; Glomeromycetes; Glomerales; Glomeraceae
Source: the annotation of a GenBank genome assembly